This is a messenger RNA of Penicillium cataractarum, 1932 nucleotides long. RefSeq lists its product as uncharacterized. Gene Ontology annotation, molecular function: transcription cis-regulatory region binding; zinc ion binding; DNA-binding transcription factor activity, RNA polymerase II-specific. The transcript is spliced from 9 exons. Gene Ontology annotation, biological process: regulation of DNA-templated transcription. NCBI's taxonomy places the organism in Eukaryota, Fungi, Ascomycota, Eurotiomycetes, Eurotiales, Aspergillaceae. The coding region runs from base 1 to 1932 and encodes 643 amino acids. The record is from RefSeq and is a predicted model, not a curated record. Gene Ontology annotation, cellular component: nucleus.
AUGAUGAAGCGGGGCAGCGUGGUUUUGGGACCCAAGCCGACCAAGGCAUGUGUCAACUGCCGGAGACUCAAGAUGAAAUGUGAGGUCUCAGGGCCUCCUCCAUGUCGUCGUUGCCGACACAAUCAGACACCCUGUAUCUUCAAACCCCGGGCUAAUGCAUCCGCGUUGCAUGAAUUGGUUGAAGAAGCUCAAACUGAACUUCUCGCGUCUCGGUCAUCGACAUAUGACCAGCAGUCUGUUCUUGACCGGCUAGAUCGAAUUGAGGCCGCACUAGGAAUCAGCCAGGAUGCACCGCCGAGUGUCUCGGUAGCCGAGAGUUUGGACCUGGAUGAGGAACCAGAUUCAGUGCCCUUGCAGGAUGUCUGGAAAUCAGUAGCUCACCUAAGGUCUAUAACUCGUCCGGCGCCCGAUGAAAACAUCUGGUCUAGGCCAAUUGUGAAACGCCUUUGGAGCUCAUUUCUAAAUAAUCUGCCACUUCUUCACUUUUUGAAAGACCGAGAUGUAUUUGCUUCACCUACACCAUUGCUUCUUGGCUCUGUCCUUUAUAUCUCCGCGCUUCACCACCAGCAACCCGAACUGGCAGCUAUGGAAUCAGGCUAUUUUGCAGCCACCUGCAGUGCAAUCACCGAGCUGGUGACGCCGUGCUUAAAGCGGGGCCCCAUUGAUCAACCUGAUUCGUAUAGUGACGAAGAGCCGAUGGAUCCUGUAAAAAGCAAGAAGGAUAAAGUUUUUCAUAAUAUCCUAGGCUUGAUCAUGGCGAGUCUGAGCUCCGAAGCAUAUAUCGACGCAACUGGCUCAUGGAUUGCAAUCGCAUAUCGACUCUGGCUAGAUCAUUGUCCCUCGGAAAUGGAUCCUUCGAUUUCCGAUUGGCGGGGAUUGUUCUGUGGUCUCCAGGUCAUUGAUAUUGAGCAUGCGUCUAUGCAUAUGACACAUCCCCUACUACCUCGCCAGCCUCCCACAUCAGGUAUCCAGCGGUUGGACACCCAUCAUGGGAACGCCUUCCAAGGUCUCGCUGAUAUGAUGCACUACGGGUUGAGCCAUUUCGUAGGCAAAGGCUUGCCGACUGUCUGGUGCACAAUAAAUGCCGACAUCUCCGCCAAUAUCCCUGGUCCCCAGUCUUCAUUCUCGGAACAUGAUUCUGAUGUUAUUCGACUUUGGGCACGCAAGCUGGAUGACUGGCUUGUGCGAUAUAAUGGAACUUCCCAGCCCAGUCCGUCAGAUCGACAAGGGAUCCUGAUCCUGUUACAAUAUCAUUUGCACAAGCUGUUUGUGCUAUCAAUAUACCACCCUGCUCGAGGAUUCGAUUUGAGCUCCGCAAAGAUUACUCCUGUCGAGAGGCAUGAGCUGCUUGUCUCAGCAAGGGCAGUGCUCAGACUACGGCAGGAUGAUGCUAGCAUUUGGUCCAAUUGGGACUUGAUCAUGAUAACAUGGGCUGCCAUGCUACUCCUUCGUGGUGUCGAAGAUGGCAUGACACAUCAAGACGACCUCCAUCUUAUCCAAGCACACCUUCGCAGUCUAGAACGAAGUCACCAAUCAGCAGCCAGCAUUCACACCGUUCUAUCCCAACGCCUCGAAUCAAGUAUGCAAGCAAUGCAUACACCCCCAGAUACAAGCUCAGCAUUAGCAUUUCCUGGCCCAAUGGUCGACGACUCAUGGACGAUUUUCGAUCAAGAAAUCAUGUCCCUAGCUAAUCCACCUUGGCUGUUCCAAGAUCCGACGCCUUUCCCGCCAACACAGAAAUCUGCAAAUUCCGCAGUUCCGGAUGUCCAGGCCAGCUUGCCAUACGACUCUGGUCUUUUGGCUCACAAUGCACAGCAAUUCUCGGCGAAUAACCAGUGGAGUGGCUCAGAGCAAUUGCAGGGCGCAUUGCCAUCUACGUUGAACAGGAUAUUUGGAAAUGAAGUUGCGAAUCAUGGAAAUAGAUUGAUUUAA